Ylistrum balloti is the source of this 1203-nucleotide messenger RNA. Its product is annotated as tripartite motif-containing protein 3-like. The coding region runs from base 1 to 1203 and encodes 400 amino acids. NCBI's taxonomy places the organism in Eukaryota, Metazoa, Mollusca, Bivalvia, Pectinida, Pectinidae. The record is from RefSeq and is a predicted model, not a curated record. The transcript has 2 exons. Gene Ontology annotation, molecular function: protein binding.
AUGGCUACAAAGUUCCGAUCAUAUAGUGUACCUGCAUUGGAGAGGCCAAAUACGAUACCAGGGAAAGAAAUUAAUUCCAAGUGGGAAGGUUCCGUAAAAACACGGUUUUCUUCAGCUUUAGAUAGAAUUUUCAAAAGGAAAUGUUCAAUUUGUUACCCUUUGUCAGGUAUCAAUACUGAAAUUGCAAAAAUUGAUGAAGGCGCAGGAGGGGAGGUGUGUACGGAUGAUAGCAGUGAAUCGGACAGUAUCUUGGACAGUGAAGAAAUGUCGUUAUGGAACUUUGCGGAAGGACAAACAGAUCUUCAGUUCGCGUUUGAUAAUCAGCUUUAUUUAGACAAUCUAGAGCCGGAAGUGAUUUUGAAAUUUUCUUGCAUUAAAAAGACUCGUUGCCUUAGUGACGCAAGCGACGUCCUGUAUAUUGGCAGUGGUAAGAGUGUUGUUGUCGAUAUGGCUGGAAAUCGUGUGCUACAGUUCAACAAACGUGGAAAGUCAUCAUUUACGUAUAAAACAGGUCAUAUGGUUGAGCCUUGGGCUGUAGCAGUCAACUCAGAAGACAUCAUUCACGUGACUUCAAGGAAAGGUAGAUGUAUUACGCGGUUUUAUCAAAAUAGAGAAAUAAAAAAGCCCAUCAAAAACAUACAUUUUAACGCACCCUCUGGCAUCGCUUUUGGUAAAGAUGAUCAGUUUUUUGUAACUGAUGUAGGAUCGAAUCUGCUUACAGCUCACGAACCAGACGGUGCGUUAAUCUCCACUAUCGGCAACAGCAGAUCACCAACACAAGACCUGGUUCGCCCUAGAUACGUCACGGUCGCCCCUAACAAUAAUAUUAUUGUUUGCGAUUCGGGAAAUCAUUCUCUGAAAGCGUUUGAUUCGGAAGGUAAUUUUGUACAAAAAAUAGGUGAGCGCGGGAAAGGCGAGGGACAACUUAAAUGCCCGUAUGGUGUAUGUACGGAUUUCUCUGGCAAUAUCAUUGUUGCCGAUCAUUACAACAAUCGAGUGUCUUUCUUUUCCAAGUCAGGACAGUAUAUACGUCAACUUGUUACGUCAGUAGACGGUGUGACACUUCCACAAGGUGUGUGUUUAACGUCUAACCAUAGAUUACUCGUUACACAUGGAGGACUCAAGGCAAACGAAGUUCUGCUGUAUGAUCUUAGAAACAACCAGUUGGAUAACACAUCUCCAGAUAGAAUUUUUCUAGUCUGA